GCAGGGCCAACCGGGAGACCCAGACGCAGGCAGAGACCCAGCCGCCGCCGCUCCGCGCCCGGCCGGCCGCCCGCAGCAUCCCCCGAUGGCCGCCCGCCUGACCUGCUGCCUCCUGCUGUGGGCCCUGGGCCAUGGGGGCUGCCGCUCGCCUGCGGGGGAGGGCGCCGGCUGCCCGCCCGCCUGCCCCGUCCGGCCGCCGGCCGACCCGGACUCGUCCGCCCCCGGCCGCGACCCCCGCGGCGGCUCUUCGCCGCCCCCUGGGCUGGGCGGCAUCGCUCAGGACAUGGUAGCUGUCCACAUGCUUAAGCUCUACGAGAAGUACAACCGGGAAGGGAGCCGGCCCGGCGACGGCAACACGGUCCGCAGCUUCAAAGCCAGGCCGGAAUUCUUGGCCCAGAAGCCCUUGUACUGCUUCAAUCUGACAUCCAUGCAGGAUUCAGAAAUGAUCCUUGCUGCCACUUUUCACUUCUAUGCUGACAAACGCCCUCGGCACCGGGAAGUGUUUUGUAAACGGUCCAAGAACUCAUCCUGCCGCCUCCUUCACCUGCCUCCAGUCCUGCCGCUCAACCUAGUUUUUCAAAGCAUUCACCAGAAUUCUGCCUAUGGAGUAGUGAAAGGGAACUUCACUGUGCUGCUUCAAAGGCGAGGGGCUUGGCAUGCAAAGGACAUUUCACACAUCGUAAAAGAAUCAAAACGAGCUGGAGAGCUCAUUCUCUGUGCUGAGCUUGAUUCUGGGGAGAAACACCAGGGCUUCCCCGAACAGGCUGCCAGCCAUUUACCUUAUAUUCUAGUUUAUGCCAAUGAUCUUGCAAUCUCCGAACCUAACAGUGUGGCAGGCACCCUACAGCGUUAUGAUCCAUUCCCUCCCAGUGACGGGGACCCAAAUCUAUCCCCUAAUGCUUCUACUGAUACUCGAGUUAGGAGGGAUACUUACCUCGCUAGCUCUAUUCAGAACAACGAGUUGCCAGAAGUCGAUUAUAGCAACAAUAAAUACAACAAACAUGACAUAUGGGAGAAUGCCUACAGAUCCUUGAAACCAAAAGCCUCACGCAAAGAUCGAAGGAGAAAAGGGCAAGAAAAUUCACAAACACUUAAAAAGUCUCAGGUGCUAAAUUUUGAUGAGAAAACAAUGAAGAAAGCAAGGCGAAAACAAUGGAACGAGCCAAGGAUUUGUUCAAGAAGAUACAUGAAAGUUGACUUUGCUGAUAUUGGCUGGAAUGAAUGGAUCAUAUCUCCCAAAUCAUUUGACGCUUACUACUGUGCAGGUGCAUGUGAAUUUCCAAUGCCCAAGAUUGUCCGGCCAUCAAAUCAUGCUACAAUUCAGAGCAUCGUAAAAGCAGUAGGGAUUAUUCCUGGCAUCCCAGAACCCUGCUGCGUUCCUGACAAAAUGAGCUCACUCAGUGUCCUGUUCUUAGAUGAGAACAAAAAUGUUGUUUUAAAGGUAUAUCCCAAUAUGUCAGUUGAAACUUGUGCCUGCCGAUAAGUUCAUACAAACACACCUUUAACAAGGCCCACAAAUCCUGCCUGACUGCUCUGGGAAGUUGUAAAGGAGAAAUGAAUCCACUUGUGUUGAUGAACCAAUGCAAGUCUCCAGUUGCUCUACAGAGAGUACACAGAGAGACUAAAACAACGCACGUGCUCGCCUCGGAGGAUAGGUCGUACUGUCAUCGUUUGUCUUUCAUAUUCAUCUUCCAGGAAUUCAGUACUUCUACAGAUACCUUCCUAACCCACCUAGCCAAGAUACAUGGUGUUUAGAGAGAAAUUUAAGUGUAAACUUUUCCAUAAUCAAAGGACUAAAAUAUGUUUUUAUGUUAUUUUCUGACUAUUUUAUCUCUGCAGUUAACCAAGAACAUGGGAAAUGAACUUGCAAAGGCAGGCUUAUUUUAGAAUAUCACUUUUGUACACAAAUCAAAAAUUUUUGCCUAAAACACUCAUACUCUUAAUAUGCAUAUUUAUACUGAAAAAUGCUGUAAUAAAAGGCUUAAAAUGUAUAUUUUCUUUGGGAUGCAAGUAUAGUUCACUGCAUAAGUUUUCAUAUAAACAAUAUGUUAAUAUAGUCUUUUUUGGUUACCCUUCCUUAAUAUAUAAUUUGUUCUACAACAGACAUGUAAUAUCCCGCAUUUUUGGUUUGCUGGAUAAUUUCAGGUUGUUAAACAUAUUCUCAGAAUAACACAUACAAUAUAGUAAUAUGUUGAAAUACUAAAAAUAAAAUAACCAAGAUUUAUAUUUUUGUAAAUUAUGCUUUAUAUCCUCUAGAUUGUUACAUGCUUUUAACAAAAGCUAAUAAAUUAAAGGUACAGUAGUAUCUAAAAAUA
Parus major (Great Tit) is the source of this 2315-nucleotide messenger RNA. It is a transcript of the gene GDF10, whose product is annotated as growth differentiation factor 10. Gene Ontology annotation, molecular function: cytokine activity; growth factor activity. Gene Ontology annotation, cellular component: extracellular region. Gene Ontology annotation, biological process: osteoblast differentiation; SMAD protein signal transduction; BMP signaling pathway. The coding region runs from base 86 to 1483 and encodes 465 amino acids. The record is from RefSeq and is a predicted model, not a curated record. Lineage: Eukaryota; Metazoa; Chordata; Aves; Passeriformes; Paridae. The transcript has 3 exons.